Terrapene triunguis (Three-toed box turtle) is the source of this 1392-nucleotide messenger RNA. Its product is annotated as interferon-induced very large GTPase 1-like. The record is from RefSeq and is a predicted model, not a curated record. The annotation marks the transcript as partial. Gene Ontology annotation, molecular function: GTP binding. The transcript has a single exon. NCBI's taxonomy places the organism in Eukaryota, Metazoa, Chordata, Testudines, Emydidae.
UUCCUGGAACAUCUCAAUGAAAUGACCAAAGCUGCAGCAAGGAUGGAAAAACUAAGCAGGGAUCUGACUUUUUCUGAUAUUAUGGCGUAUGAUCCGGAAAAACACAACUGGUACAUCCCUGGUUUGUGGCAGGGAGUCCCGCCCAUGGCGCCAGUGAACCUGGGGUACAGUGAGAGUGUUUAUGAGCUAAAGAAAUACUUGCUUGACUUUAUGAGAAGCCGGACACCUAACAGAAACCCCAGGGACAUCCCCCUGUUUACCAAGUGGGUGAAGAGUCUGUGGAACGCUGUGAAACACGAGAACUUCAUCUUCAGCUUCAGAAACAGCAUGGUAGCUGAGGCCUAUAACCAGCUGUGUCUGAGGUAUUCGGAGUGGGAGUGGGAGCUCCGCAAGGAGAUGCAUCUCUGGGUAUGUGACCAAGAAACGGCGAUUCAGAACCAGCCAUGUAAUGAACUACCUGAUGCCAGGAACUUUAAACAGGAGGCGCAGGAAAAACUGCAGCAAGGGGAAAAGAGGAUUGUGAAGUGUUUACAGAGAUACUUUGAAAGUGGAGCUAGAAACCGACACCUGAUAGAAAAGUACAGAGAAGAUUUUAUCAGAAGCACAAAGAGACUCAAGACGCAACUGGAACAUUACUCAGCCAGCAAGUGUGAAGAUGCGAUUCUUAUUACAAAAAGCUGGCAUAAGAUAGACAAUAUACAGGCCACCUACAAGAGAAUGACAGAAAAGAAAGUCGUCAGCCUUCUGGAAGAUUGCAAGAGAAGAAAACUUACACUGGAGAAGAAGGAACUGGAAGUAGAGUUUGAAACGAUGUGGAAGGAAGCAGUGUCUGAGUUAAAGCUCAUUAGUUUACAGAAACGCCAGGUUUCCCAAGAUCUAGAGUUCCAACUGAGAAAGGACCUAGAGAAUCGAGGGAGCACAGUCAGGCAGAAACUUCAGGAAGCAGGAAAUUUGUGCAGUUACAGGAUUAAAUCUUUCACUGUGGACAAUGAGUAUUUGGAUUUAACGUGUUUCAGGGACAUGAGAGAAUCGGUCACACAGGAAGACUGGCACAAAGUAGAGGAAUUUGCUCGUUCUUUAAUGGACAAGUGCCACCGUUAUAUCGAAGAGAAGGUGAAUUCCAAAGCGGAUUAUGAUGAGACCUAUGGCAGAGAACUGCUGCAGAUGAUCAACAAGAGGCUUCAGCAGGAGAAUGUGCCAAACCUUCACACUAAUGCUUGCUUUGAAGUUGAGCUGAAACUUCAUAUUUUGGGGGAGGCGGCCCAUGCAUUCCAGGAGAUGCAUGAAAACUUUAUCAAAGAAAAUGAUCCCCAGGAACGGCUGGAGAAACUGAAACCUCAGUAUUUGUCCACAUUUGUCCACAGGAAAUCUUCUGCAAACACUUGGAAGGUG